This is a messenger RNA of Helianthus annuus (common sunflower), 1122 nucleotides long. Its product is annotated as transcription factor MYB41. NCBI's taxonomy places the organism in Eukaryota, Viridiplantae, Streptophyta, Magnoliopsida, Asterales, Asteraceae. The transcript is spliced from 3 exons. The record is from RefSeq and is a predicted model, not a curated record. Bases 78 to 1055 code for a protein of 325 amino acids.
UCUCUCUCUUUAUCUCUUUUAGUAUCCAUAUAUUCUAUCUAAAAGUUACCUAGAACCCAAUUGAAAACAAACACCAAAUGGGAAGAUCACCAUGUUGUGACAAAAAUGGACUCAAGAAAGGUCCAUGGACACAAGAAGAAGAUAUCAAACUCAUGGAAUAUAUUCAACUUCAUGGUCCGGGAAAUUGGCGAACACUCCCCAAGAACGCUGGACUUCAACGAUGUGGGAAAAGUUGUCGUCUUCGAUGGACGAACUACUUGAGGCCUGAUAUCAAGAGAGGAAGAUUUUCAUUUGAAGAAGAAGAAACCAUCAUCCAACUGCAUAGCGUUCUUGGAAAUAAGUGGUCAGCCAUCGCAGCUCGGUUGCCUGGAAGAACCGACAACGAAAUCAAGAACUACUGGAACACGCACAUUCGAAAAAGGCUUCUUAGAAACGGGAUUGAUCCAGUAACUCAUACUCCACGUCUUGAUCUCUUGGACAUCUCUUCUAUACUCAACUCAGCUCAGCUUAACCUUUCAAACCUUUUGAACCUACAAACACUAGUAAAUCCAGAAGUUUUAAAGCUUGCCACCCUACUAGCAUCAGCAUCAAACCAAGAAAACCUAGAUAUGCUUCUCAACAACCCCAUGAAUCAUAUGAACCAAACCCUAAAUAAUCAACAGCUUCCAAACUGUAGUUCCAUUGACACAACUCUUCCAAGCACUCAACUCUUGAAUCAAGAGAGUCAUAAUCAGUAUUUUUCACCCAACAUGGUUAACAUGAACAACCAAAUCAUUGAUCAAAGUUUGAUGCCACCAUGCAUACCUGAUAACCAUGUUGUCCUCCCAAGUGAAAGUGAUCAGUUUAGGGUACCUGUAUCAGAACAUAAUUACAACCCCACAAGCCAGAAUUUCAACUUUGAUUCGGUUAUAUCGACACCCAUGUCAAGUCCUACGCCAAUAAACUCAUCAUCAACAUUGGUAAACAGCAGUAGCACUGAUGAUGAUAGAGAAACUUACUGCAGUAUGUUUAAGUUUGAGAUUCCAGAGGGGUUUGAGUUUGAUGAUUUCAUGUAAUGUUACAAUAAUUUCAAUGUGAAUAGAACCGUUAGUUUGGUUGUGUUUUAGGAUGUACUCGAGCUGU